Molecule: messenger RNA, 7584 nt
Organism: Raphanus sativus (radish)
Lineage: Eukaryota; Viridiplantae; Streptophyta; Magnoliopsida; Brassicales; Brassicaceae
Exons: 7
Coding region: 191-1552 (453 amino acids)
Source: RefSeq, a predicted model, not a curated record
AAAAGAUUGAGAUUAAUAGUGAAAAUCGAUCUUUACUCGUCCGCGAAGCGAAGUAACGCAACCACAGCUUGCUUGAUCCAUACUUCAAAUCUCCUUCUCAACAACUAACUCUCUGCGCCGCCCCCCAUUGUAUGUAGUGUAGUGUAGUGUAGUUUAUCUUCCCCCUCCCCCUUCUCUCUACAAUGCUAGAAUGCCUCAAUAUAGGCAAUCCGGAACCGAUAGAUUCAGCGUUCGCGGAGGAGCGUCUGAUCACGUAGCGAUCGGGAUCCGAAACGGUGUCGGAGGAGGAGCGACUCAGCAUCACGGGAAGACUAACCGUUGGAGGCGAUCCGUUCGACCUGAGAGGAUUCGUCGCCUUGGAAUCGGCACUGCUGUCUUCGUUCUCUGCCUUGUGCUCGUCGUCACUGUGCUAGCCUACUAUUACAUCUCUGGUUUCGCUAAUAAUGACUACGAUGAUAAUAAAGGAUUGGAUUCUUUCGAGGGUGAUUUCCUGACGAAUGUGACGAGAAUCGAGCCUGGGAAGGUGCUUGAGUUUGGUCACGGUUCAGUGGUUCAUGGACGAGACUCGAGGUAUUGGGAUAAGGAUGAUAGACGAAGGGAUGAUGACUACAAUGAAGAUGAAGUGGAGGAGCAUAAUAAACCUAAGGUUCCUGUCAAGGGUUUAGAUUCGAAAGGGAUGAUUGGUUUCUACAAUGAGGCUGGAAGGAACGAGUUAGACAAGUAUGAAGCAGAGUACCAAGCUUCCCUUGUCAAAGGUGUUGUUGGUGGAGGAGAUCACGAGGCUGUUGCUGUUGAUAUGGACCCUGAUGCUGAUGAUGCGAUUGAUUCUCAUGAUAGUCAAGGGGAUGAAUACGUUGAUUCUGGCCAUGACGAUGAUGAUAAUGACAAUGAAAAGCCCCACAAGGAGAAAUCUACCGAGGGAGAUACUUCAAAGAGAGAGUCUUCUCUUGUUGGGAAGGGUGGUAGUAAGUCCGGGAAAACAUCACGAUCUGAUACAAAACGAAGAGGUCGUGGUCGCAGAUCUUCAGCUUGUGAGAUGAAGCUAUUGAAUUCUAGUCAACCAAUUGUGGAGCCCUUGAAUACUCGGAAAUCUGCUAGAUUCUCCUUACAGUACGUAGAGAAUGAAGAUAAACCUGAUGGAGACGAACAGUGGGUGCCUAGGUUUGCUGGUCACCAGAGUUUACAGGAGCGUGAAGAUUCCUUCUUGGCUCAAGACAAGAAAAUUCAUUGUGGGUUUGUCAAAGCUCCCAAAGGAUCUCCAACCACUGGGUUUGAUCUGACGGAAGAUGAUACUAAUUAUAUCAGUAGAUGCCACAUCGCUGUCAUCUCAUGCAUAUUUGGCAAUUCUGAUCGCUUGAGGCCUCCUGCCAAUAAAAUGAUAAGUCGGUUGUCGAGAAAAAAUGUGUGCUUCAUUGUGUUCGUGGACGAGAUUACCAUGCAAACACUUUCUGCAGAAGGCCAUGCCCCAGACAGAGCAGGAUUCAUUGGUUUGUGGAAGUUGGUUGUUGUAAAGAUGAUAGACUCUCGAUGUAUUAUUCACUCGUACUCGUAACUCAGCUACAAAAGAAUCACUCUGUAACUGCCUCUUGCUCUCACAAAACGAGAAGCAAGCCCAAGAUACAAUUCUCACUAAUUGCAUAACCCACCUCCACCCUAUGGGUCCCCUUAUAUACUAAGGCCCACAACAACUAUUCUAUUUUGUUUACAAGUAUUAUUUGAAUUAAGCAAAGAACUCUUUCUUUUCUUCCAUAUCACGUAUUCUCGAUUCCAACUGCCUUAGCGUUCUUCUGCUUCCUCUGUCUUCGAGUGUAAACCCUCCAAGGCCUAUCAAUACCCCCGUUUCGCAGAAUGAGCUUGUCCUCAAGCGACACAUCUGGAAACUGCUGUUUCAACUCCACCAUACGCAUCCAAGUGUUUUCAUGAUCAGGUAAAUUGCGCCACUUCACCAACACUUCCAAAUGCCCCGCGUCAUCAUAACGACUACUCAACAGAUCUUCGGGUUCCACCACCAACUCCUCACUCGGCGACAAGGUAGGUGGUAAAGGAGUGACCACCUGAUUAGCACCCACCACCGGUUUCAAUUGAGAUACAUGGAACACAGGGUGUACUUUCGAUUCUUCAGGCAGUCGUAACCUAUAUGCCACUUUCCCAAUUCUCUCCAAUACUUCAUAGGGACCAUAGUACCUCGCCGCCAACUUCUGACAUAACCUUCUGCUAACCGACUGCUGACGGUAUGGCCUGAGUUUAAGAUACACUCGCGAUCCCACUUCUAACUCCAAAUCUCGUCUCUUCUUAUCUGCAUUAUUCUUCAUAAUGCUCUGAGCGCGAAUCAAAUGUUGCUUAACUUCAGCCAACACUCUAUCACGUUCGAGUAACAUCUCUUCCAACUCAAAGUUGUUCGUUGAGCCCUGUUCAUAACUCACCAAGGCUGGUGGUUCUCUGCCAUACACCAGUUUGAAUGGUGUACACUGCGUCGACUUGUGAAAGGAUGUAUUAUACCAUAACUCGGCCCACGCUAAGAACUUGGACCAACUCUUCGGAUGCGAUGAAGCAAAGCAGCGCAGAUAGGUUUCAAGGCAUCGAUUAAUGACUUCUGUCUGCCCAUCUGACUGCGGGUGAAAUGUUGUGCUGAACCUCAGUCUAGUACCCGAAGCUUUAAAACAUUCCUUCCAAAAGUUGCUAAGGAAGAUCUUGUCUCUGUCGGAUAUUAUAGAUUUCGGGUAACCGUGCAAGCGAAUCACUUCUUGAACAAACUUCUUUGCCACAUCGGCAGCCGUGAAUGGAUGCUUUAAUCCAAUGAAGUGACUGUACUUGCUUAAACGAUCAACCACCACAAAUAUCACGUUAAUUCCUCCUGACAUCGGUAAGCCCUCAACGAAAUCCAUGGACAAGUCCUCCCAAAUCUGUGUCGGCAAUUCGAUUGGUUGAAGUAACCCAGCAGGUGAUCGAGUUAAGUACUUGUGUGUUUGGCAUAUGUCACACUCAGCCACAUAAGUCUGCACUCUCUGUCUCAUCUUGGACCAAUAAAAUGUUGAUUUGACUCGCUUCAGUGUCUUAAGAACCCCAGCGUGACCUCCAAGCAACCCGUCAUGACAUUCCUUCAGUAUCAAUGGAAUAUAGGCUGAGUUCGCCGGAAUGACAAGUCGAUCUUUGUAGAACAAUCUUCCCUCCUUCACGCUAAACCCAUUCUCGGUCUCCACAUCCACUGUCUUCUCACUGAGCAACAGUUUCAAUUCAUCACACUCAUCAAUCUCUUUGUAAAGGUCUUCGAUCUGUAGAGCUUUCGGUAUUGUCAAAGCCAGUAAUUCCAAAGAAGAAUAAUGGACAAUACGCGAUAACCCAUCAGCAACUCGAUUCUCACUUCCUACUUUGUACUCAAUAUCAAACUCGUACCCCAUAAUCUUUGUCAACCAACGCUGAUAAUCCAAUGUCACCUCUCGCUGCUCCAAUAGAAAUUUCAAACUGCUCUGGUCUGUUCUCACCAAAAAACGUCUCCCAAGCAGAUAAUGACGCCACUUUUGAAUGGACAUUACUAUUGCCAUCAACUCCCGCUCAUAAAUUGGUUUCAUCUGUUCCCUUUCCGUAAGAGCGUGACUGAAGUAAGCUAUGGGAUGCUUGUCCUGCAUCAAUACAGCUCCCAAACCAAAUCCUGAGGCAUCUGACUCAAUGAUGAACAUCUUUGUAAAAUCUGGCAACGCUAAUACUGGUGCUGAAACCAUUGCAGCUUUAAGCUUAUCGAAGGCAUUCUGAGAUAAUGUUGACCACAAAAACUGCUCUUUCUUCAAUAAUUCGGUUAAUGGUCUAGCAAUCAUUCCAUACGCCUGCACAAACCUUCUGUAGUAUCCAGUUAACCCCAAGAAGCCUCUAAGAUCUUUCACUGUACGAGGAUUUGGCCACUGUACCACUGCUGCAAUCUUUUGAGGAUCUGUUGCUACACCUUCACGCGAAAUGAUAUGGCCCAAAUACUCAACACUUCCUUGGCCAAAAGUACACUUCUUCCUAUUAGCAAAUAACUUCUGCUCCCUAAACACUUGCAACACCACUGCCAAAUGCUUCUCAUGCUCCACGAUUGAUGAACUAUAUAUCAGUAUGUCGUCAAAGAACACCAACACGAACCGCCUCAAGAACGGUUUGAACACUUCAUUCAUCAAAGCUUGAAACGUCGCGGGAGCAUUUGUCAAUCCGAACGGCAUCACAAGGAACUCAUAGUGGCUGUCAUGCGUUCGAAAAGCGGUUUUCUCAAUGUCUUCUUCCUUCAUACGAAUCUGAUGGUAACCUGACCUCAGAUCUAACUUCGAGAAAACCAUAGCCCCAUGCAGCUCGUCUAAUAGCUGAUCAAUAAUCGGAAUGGGAUAUUUAUCAGCUAUAGUUGCCCUAUUCAAAGCCCUGUAGUCUACACAGAAGCGCCACGACUUGUCUUUCUUUUUGACGAGUAAGACUGGGCUCGAAUACGGGCUAUGGCUUGGCCGAAUUGCUCCUGUUGCCAACAUAUCUUUCACUGCAUUCUCCAUAAUUUCCUUAUGAGCAUGCGGGUACCGAUAUGGUCUCACACUAAUCGCUCCUGACCCUGGUAACAGGUUGAUAGCAUGCUCCCGUCCACGAAUAGGAGGUAAUUCUUUCGGCUCACUAAAAACUUCUUCAAACUGCUUCAACACUCGCAUUAACGUCCCUGGAAUUUCCGCCUCAGGUUGCAUUGUCUUCAAAGAAGAUUGAGGUGCAUGUAAUGAAGGAUCCCCCACUAAUGUCACUUGUUUUCCUUCAUGCCAGAACGAAUACUCAUGCUUCUCCCAAUCGAUCUCACACUUCCCCAAGGUUCGCAACCAUUGUACUCCCAGUAUCACGUCUACUUUCCCAAGCUCAAGCACAAUGAAGCUUGUUGUGAAUUUAGCCCCUUGAAUCAUAACUUCCACAUUCUCGCAAACCCCAGAGCUUUGCACUGAUACUCCGGUCCCCAACACUAUCUCCAGCCCUGGGCUUGUUGAUGUCUUUAGAUGAGCUCUUGUUAACAACGCCGGCGAGAUAAAAUUGUGCGUUGCACCACUAUCCAGCAUCACAACUACUGAUUGUUUCCUCAACACUCCUCUCAUCUUCGUAGUUGUAGGUGACGUUAGGCCCCAAAAAGAUUUCAACGAAAUUGCUCCCAACUGUGGCUCCCACACAAUGUCCUCUUCGUCUACUUCAAUAUGAUCAGGAUCUCGUACUUCUACUUCCAUUCCAUUGAAAACCACCAAGACCUGUAGAGAUGCAUUAGGACAGAGAUGCGUCUUAGACCAUUUAGCAUCACAUUUAAAACACAACCCCAAUCUCUUCUUUUCAGCGAUCUGAGCUUCAGAUAGGCGAACUUGUGGCCUCGGCGUAUUGUUCUGUGUCACUGCUCCUGUCACAUGUUUAGGCUUCCAUCCGUUCUGACUAUUGUGACUAGUGUAAGGCUUCUGUCCACCAGUAUUUGCUUUUGCUAACAACAACCUUUCCUUCUUCACUACACUGUGUAAUGAGCUUGAUUCCAUCUGAUAAGCUGUUGCUAUCAUCUCCGGUAAAUCAAAAGGUUUGCACAUAUUCACCACCUCUUGCAUCUCCGGUGUUAACCCAUUCAUAAAGAUCCCUUCUAAUUGACUCUCAGUCAAUCCAGUGACUUGUGUAGAUAAGUCUUCAAACUGAUGGAUGUAUUCUGCCACUGUUCCUGCUUGACGCAAUGCAAAGAAAGGCUGGCUCGGAUCACGGAUUUUAACCUUGCUGAAUCUCGCAAUCAUUCUAUCUUUAAACUCAAACCAGCUACGAAAAGGUCUCCGAUGAACUUCACUGUUGAACCAGCUCAAUACAUCUCCCCCCAGACUCAUUGAUACCAAAUCGAGUUUCGCCGCUUCCCUGUAACCUCCAAUUCUGAAAUAGCGUUCUGCUAACGCGAUCCAACCAUAAAUGUCAUCACCGCUAAAGAUCGGUAGUUCGAUGCGUUUCACAAAUCCCUCACGCGAUUCUACCAACAUCUCGCGAUUCUGAUUCUCCUCCAUCCUAAUACUACGGCCAGGUUCCGAGUUAGAAGAUCGUACCUGAUUCUCGUAUAUCGGAAUGUUCGGAUCGGCGUUCUCAAGAUCCUCUACAUGUUUCUUCCCUCGAUCUUUCACCUUCUGUAAACCAGCUAACUGUUCUCUGAUCUCCGUCAACGAGUCUUGAACCAGCUGAUUCGUCUGCUCCUGAACCGCGAUAUGUUUCUGCAUCAUCGCCGUAAGAGCAUCAAGUCCCGACGAUUGAAUCUGCAGAUCCGUCGACGCUUGCGACUGCUUCGGAGGCAUCGUCGCUCGUUCUUCACGCGAUUGUUCGAUCCAAAAAACACUCACGACGCACCAAUUUGAUAGACUCUCGAUGUAUUAUUCACUCGUACUCGUAACUCAGCUACAAAAGAAUCACUCUGUAACUGCCUCUUGCUCUCACAAAACGAGAAGCAAGCCCAAGAUACAAUUCUCACUAAUUGCAUAACCCACCUCCACCCUAUGGGUCCCCUUAUAUACUAAGGCCCACAACAACUAUUCUAUUUUGUUUACAAGUAUUAUUUGAAUUAAGCAAAGAACUCUUUCUUUUCUUCCAUAUCACGUAUUCUCGAUUCCAACUGCCUUAGCGUUCUUCUGCUUCCUCUGUCUUCGAGUGUAAACCCUCCAAGGCCUAUCAAAAGAAUCUGCCUUAUACAGAUAUGAGGAGGGUUGGCAAAAUACCAAAACUGUUGCCGCACCGACUUUUCCCAUCAGCAAGGUACUCAAUCUGGCUGGACAGUAAGUUACGACUUCAGUUGGAUCCCCUACUCAUUCUGGAGUACUUCCUAUGGCGUAAAGGUCACGAGUAUGCUAUAUCAAAUCACUAUGACCGCCAUUGCUUAUGGGAAGAGGUUGCACAAAACAAGAAGCUGAACAAGUACAACCAUACUGUUAUUGAUCAACAGUUUGAGUUUUACAAGGCUGACGGGCUGACCAGAUUCAACGCUUCGGAUCCGUUCAAGCUUCUUCCUAGCAAUGUUCCAGAGGGGUCUUUUAUAGUAAGGGCACAUACUCCUAUGUCGAACCUAUUCUCAUGUCUUUGGUUCAACGAAGUGGAACGCUUCACUCCCCGUGACCAGCUGAGCUUUGCUUAUACUUACCAGAAACUAAGACGGAUGAAUCCUGACAAACCAUUUAAUCUUCACAUGUUCAAGGACUGCGAGAGAAGAAAGAUUGCGAAAUUGUUCCGUCACAGAUCAGAGGAGAAGCGAAACCUUAUACAAGCAGCACUACAACAACAGAUGACCUGAGCUUCUUUUUUUUUUCUUUUUAAUAUAUUACUUGUUGGGGUCAGUCUCUACUGCAGUACUGCUAUAUUCACAGUGUCACUUGGAGAAAAGCUCUUUCACAGUUCCUUUUUUGAAAAGCUCUUUGCUCCGAUGACUCUUAAGACUGCUUAAGUUGGAUCGAGUCUGUUGCUUGUGGCAAGAACCAGAGAAGGUAUACCAAAACAGUUUGAUGUGAUUUGUAGAGAUGUAGAAGAGUACUUGGAAAGAAGAAGAGGCUUUGAUUAAGAUUCUCGAGGGUCCUCGAUUUUUAUUCAAUUCAUUGCUUUGUU